AUAAAUAUUUGGGUGCAAGCAGCAGCUGAUUCGUUUUCCUAGUUUAGUGACCAUGGAGUCAGCGUUGCUUUUGCUGAUAACGUGUGGGAUUUCUGUUAUCUUGUUAGCUGAAAGUGCAGUUUCUUCCCUCCAGAAGGGAUCAGUGAGAUGCCGCAUUGGCCUCUAUUCAUGUAAGGAUGGCUCUGACUGUGUUCCCUCCAGCCAUGUGUGUGACGGAGAGAAGGACUGUAAAGAUGGGUCUGAUGAGGACGGCUGUACUAUGGAAUGCAGUUCAGGUCAGUUCCAGUGUGCCCAUGGCAAGAAGUGCAUCGACAAGAGACUGGUGUGUGACGGAGAAGCCCAAUGCCAGGACCGGUCUGAUGAGGGAGACUGUUUAAAGCCUGAGGGCUGUGUUCAUCAGUGUGAUGAGAAAUCGCGCUGUCUGCCGGCAACCUUUCUUUGCGAUGGAGAGAAGGACUGCCAGGAUGGUACUGAUGAGUCUGGUUGUGUUGAAGGUACAGAAACUACCCCUCAAGAGGCGCCGAAGCGGUGUCCCAUUGGUCUCUUUGGGUGUACGGAUGGCUCUGACUGCAUACCCUCCAGUUAUGUGUGUGAUGGAGAGUCGGACUGUAAAGAUGGCUCUGAUGAAGCGGACUGUGCCCUUAAAUGCAGCACAGAUCAGUUUCAGUGUGCCCAUGGCAGGAAGUGCAUUGACAAGAGCCAGUUGUGUGAUGGGCUAAUCCAGUGUCAGGAUCAGUCUGAUGAGGCAGACUGCUUGAAGUCUGACGGCUGCAUUCAUCAGUGUGACAACAAAACCCGCUGCCUGCCGGAAACAUUCUUGUGUGACGGGGAGAGGGACUGCCAGGAUGGCACUGAUGAGACACGCUGUGCUGCUGAGAGCUGCAGCAACUCUGAGUUCCGAUGCUCCAGUGGCCAGUGUGUGUCCAUGAGCGUCCACUGCGACGGGCACCCUGACUGCAGGGACCACUCCGACGAGGAUAGAUGUACCCAGCCCCCUCCCUGCUCCACCGACUUCCGCUGCCCCCACAGCCAGGAGUGCCUGCUGGAGGACUGGCUGUGUGACGGCGAGAAGGACUGCAAAGAUGAGACUGAUGAAAAGAAUUGUGCGGUGCUCCCAGUGGCAUGCGGAGAGUUCCAGUGGUCCUGUGCCUCAAAGACCCAGUGCAUCCCAAGAACGUGGAGGUGUGAUGGCAUGAAGGACUGUACUGAUGAAAGUGAUGAAAUGGUCUGUGGUCGAGCUGUGUGCCCCUCACAUCAGUUCCAGUGUGAGAGCACUGAGUGUAUUGACAUUGCUCUGGUUUGUAAUGGCGUGGCUAACUGUCAGGAUGGUUCUGACGAAGCUGAAGCCUGCCUCAGUGACCCGUGCCCUUCCGCUGACACAUCCCAGUGUGCUCAUCUCUGUUACAACACGCCGCAUGGAACUUCUAGUGUGCCUCUUUUGCAGAAAUGUGGGUGCAGGACUGGAUUUAAACUUCAAGAGGAUGGGGUGAGCUGUGUCAACAUUGAUGAGUGUGGAGACAGCCAUCUUGUGUGCAGUCACUCUUGUGAGGACACUGAGGGCGCAUUCAUUUGCAACUGCAACCAAGGCUAUGUGCUUGAAUCUGACGGUCACAGUUGCAAGAUUAUGGGAGAGCCUUAUUUGCUGGCUGGUGUGCAGUCAGAGUUAUUCCUCCUGGGUCUUAGAAGCUCAAGCCUUGAUGUGCUGGUCUCCUCUGAGAAGUUUAUUUUGUCUGUCGAUUAUGACUGGCAAGAGCAGAAAGUGUUCUGGAUCAGCCUGAAUGCUGAUUCCAUAAAGUGGUCUUCACUAGACAAGAAGAGCAAAGGAACAAUCAUCAAAGGCAUCAAUGCGGAUUGCAUUGCAGUGGACUGGGUUGGAAGAAACUUGUAUUGGAUUGAUGGUUUUGGAAGCCAAAUUAAUGCCAUUGGAUUAGACCAGUCACAUAUGAGGUCCAAUGACUAUGUUCCAAUACUCGAUGAAGAACUGGAACAGCCACACUCCUUGGCACUGCUACCAGAAAAAGGGAUCAUGUUCUGGUCUGAGACGGGCGGAGAAGCCAGGAUUGGGCGUGCUGGAAUGGAUGGGUCUGACAGGAGGGUUCUGAUUAAAGAUGGCCUGAGGUGGCCGGCCAGUCUGGCUGUAGACUCACUGGGGCAGAGAAUCUACUGGACUGAUGAGAAACUGAAAUGCAUUGGGUCAGCCACACUGGAUGGGGGGGACAUCAAGCUCCUACAGUUGAUGGAGACGCCCAGUCCAUUUUCUGUGUCUGUGUUCAAUGACAUGGUGUUCUGGUCAGACACAAAGAAAAGGACCAUCCAGAAGGCUCAUAAGGUCACUGGGAAAAGACGUGAGGUUCUUCUAAAACGACCUGGACAACCCUUGGGCUUGAAGGUUGUUCAUGCUCUCCUACAAGCAAGAGUGGGUAAUGUAUGUGCCAAGCAUCAGUGUUCUCACUUGUGUGUGGUGGCACCGGGUCUGAAAGCGGUUUGCAAGUGCCCAUCCCAUCUGCUUCUGGAUGACAACAGGUUGACUUGCUCUAAACCAAAGGACACUUCAUUCAUCUUAGUGCUAUCCUCAACUGCUCUCACUCAGAUGUACUUGCAGAACCGUAAUCAGGCCAACAACCUGAAGAGCUGGCCAGAGCAUCGUCAACUGGAGCUUCCCAACAUGAACGAGCCAACGGCGUUUGACUUCACGGUGAAGGACCUCACUCUGUACCUGGCUGAUGCAGGCCAGGCCUCGGCCGAGCUCUUCAAGGUGAAGGAGUCAACCCUGGUGUCCAGGGGCCAGCUGCUCCGCCUCAGCAAGGACUACGUGACCGCCCUGGCUGUGGACUGGAUCACCCUCAACCUCUACUGGAGCAGCACUAAGCAGCCUCGUUUGCAGGUCACGUCGGCCCAGGGCGCGCACACCGCCGUGCUGAUCUCCGAGGGCUUGUCCCAGGGCCUCGACGCCAUUGCCCUGCACGCGCCCAGCGGGCGGCUCUGUUUCGUGAGCCUCGGGAAGGCGGGAGACGACCAGACGUCCCAGGUGGAGUGUGCUUACAUGGACGGAAGAAACCGAACGCUGGUCAGGGAGACUUCCACACAGCUGGGGUCGUUGACCCUCUCUGAGGAUGGCGGCAAACUUUACUGGGCUGACACAGAUGCAGGACUUAUCGUGUCGAUAGGUGCGGAUGGAUCGGAUUACAAGGAGCUGAAAAGGAGCGUGGGCUUGAGGGCAUUUGCCCUCAUAAAUGGCGUGCUCCUCUGGGUGACCAAGAGUGACACCACCAAAUUUUGGUACAGAGAUGAUAAGGACGAUAAGCUGUGGUUUGAAGUCAGUACAGAUGUCAUCGGUUUGAAAGCCUAUAGCAAAGCCAGUCAGUUGGGAAUCAACCAAUGCUCGAAUGGAAACGGAGGCUGCAGGCACCUGUGUCUUCCUUUCCCUGGGGGCAGGACCUGCAGAUGUGCCCAUGACCACCUCCUAGCUGACAGUGUGGGCUGCACCCCUGACCAGCGCUGCCCCUCUGGCACCAACUCAUGCCUGGACGGGCAGACAUGCAUCCCCAGUCACCAGUUCUGUGACGGGAAUCUGGAUUGUCCAGAUAACUCUGAUGAAAACUGUGCCCAUCAGAGAGUGAAAACCGGUUCCAGUUCCCCUACAACCACAUCCAUCUCCCAAGUUCCGGUUACCAUAGCCAACGAUGCCGCAGUGCGCAACCUGGACGCGUUGCCGUGUAACGACAAGCUCUGCAACGGACGUGGCAACUGCGUGACUCUGAAUGGAGAUGUCUCUUGUGCCUGCUCUUUGGGCUAUGGUGGAGACUUCUGCCAGGAUGAGCUGGGUGGGCUCAAGAGCACCAUCACCUAUGGAGCUGCAGCAGGGGGAGCUGGUAUCCUGGUCAUUAUUGCCAUCAUUGCUGUGGUCAAGAGAAGAUCUGUCUCCAGUCAAAGAGCCAACCCCGAACUGGGUGAGACUAGCAUGGAAGUGCUUGAGAAACCUGAUCUGCAUCCCUCAGAACCUUCCUCGGCCAAACAUCCUGAUCACCCUGAGGAUGUGGCAUCUUCAGUGGACUAGAUCUGCUGUUUCAUUUUAUCUAACAUCUUUGAUCAAAUAAAGUGUGUAGCACUUCU
Clupea harengus (Atlantic herring) is the source of this 4113-nucleotide messenger RNA. It is a transcript of the gene lrp13a, whose product is annotated as low-density lipoprotein receptor related-protein 13 a. Gene Ontology annotation, cellular component: plasma membrane; apical plasma membrane; signaling receptor complex. Gene Ontology annotation, molecular function: protein binding; calcium ion binding; hormone binding. Lineage: Eukaryota; Metazoa; Chordata; Actinopteri; Clupeiformes; Clupeidae. The record is from RefSeq and is a predicted model, not a curated record. Gene Ontology annotation, biological process: receptor-mediated endocytosis.